AUGGUUGAGACUUCAGAACAACUUGUUGCUAGGUUAAAGAACCUUGAACAAAUGAACCAGGCUAUGGGGUUGUUGCUGCAACAACAAGUGCAAAAUAAUAACACCAACUAUGUUGACAAUGACCCGCAAGCUACCAUGGCUAAGAAGCUAGCCGCACUAAAACCCCCACUAUUCAUGGGGAAGGAAGAUCCAUUGUUGGUUGAGAACUGGGUGCGUGAUUUUGACAAGAUCUUCACCGCUGCUGGUACUCCUGAUGCUCAAAAGGUGGAUCAAACAACUUUCUGCUUACGCGAAAAUGUUGACUUAUGGUGGGAAAGACAAGGUCCUACACUAAGAAAUCAAGAGAACUUUGAGUGGAAUGCCUUCAAGUUGGAAAUUAAGGAACGUUUCUUUCCUGAACACAUAAGGAGAAUGAAAUACAAUGAGUUCAGUAGGUUCAACCAAACAAGUGGCAUGAGCGUGCAAGAAUAUGCUGACAAGUUUAAUGAAUAUGCUAGAUUUUGUCGCAAUGUGGUGCCUGAUGAGACAGCUAAGGCCUCAAAAUUUGAAGAUGGGUUGAUUUUCAGGAUCCAGAAAAAAGUGAUAGCAGCUGGCUCAGUUGCAACAUUCCAGGAAGCAUAUGAUAGGACUUGCAACACUGAAAGGGUCCUGAAACGUGAAGAGGAGGUAAAGAAUAAGCACAAGAAGAGGGGCAAUGCUGAAACCUCCAAUCAGUAG
Messenger RNA from Spinacia oleracea (spinach), 717 nucleotides. RefSeq lists its product as uncharacterized. The transcript has a single exon. The record is from RefSeq and is a predicted model, not a curated record. Lineage: Eukaryota; Viridiplantae; Streptophyta; Magnoliopsida; Caryophyllales; Amaranthaceae. The coding region runs from base 1 to 717 and encodes 238 amino acids.